CACAAACACAAUCGAAUAAUGAAAUAUUAACCAGAAUGGCUAGCUAUUCUUUAAGCAUUGAUUUCAUUUUACCGACUAAUGGAGCAACUUUGCUUUGAAAAUCAACUGCUUGUACACGCAUACCUUUAUUCAUAUGGCCUCUGGUGGUAUUGGAACAUUUGCCAUUCAGAUUGCUAGACACCAAGGUGUAACUGUAUUUGUCACAGCAGGUGACGGGGCAAAAUUAAAGGCCUGUAGGGAUCUUGGAGCUGAAUUAUGCAUUAAUCAUAACACAGAGGACUUUGCUGAACUGGUAAUGCAGAAGACAGAAGGAAUAGGUCGGGCCCGGCCACGACUAGGGCGGCUCAAGGAUGUGUGGUCGAAAUUGGGAUUACUGAGCAGAUCCGAGGAGCUGGUAGGGGUGAUGGGAUACUAUGCUCUCCGAUCCGCGGUGGUCGGAUCUAUGGCUAAGUCACUAAGGCACACGACGUUGGCUUUCACAGCAGCGACGACGGCGCAAAGAUAUCAAAACGCGGUGACCUUGGCUUCGUGUCUAAGGGUUUGACAUCAGGCCGGCCGGCAUCCUGUAUGUGCGGCGGCAAUUAUGAUCGAUGCAGGAGAAGGACGAUGGGAUUUGAGUUGGGUGCCCAGAUCACUUUCAAGGCCCAAUGUGCGACCCAAAUCUGUUAGGUGGCCCAACUCAUGUCCAAGACCCAGAUUAGUUGGAACACUUUAGGUGUCCAAGUUAUGUGUGGAUACUUCUUCUAUUUGGGCAUGUUUGUGGACCAAACUCAUAGACUCUAAUUCUUUAGGGUUUUGUAUUUGGGAUCUCGAAGGGUUAUUUCGAAUUACAUCUGUGGUACUAGCGAAUCUUCUGGAGUAGUACUGAAGGAAGAUUCAAGCUAUUCUGUAAUGACGGAGCAUGGAGUGUUCAAUGAAUGUAUCUAUUUCUAUGUACCACUGUGGGUACUACCACAUCUUCUUGUUCUAUCUGUAUAUGGCAGCGGAAGGGUAUGUAACAGUCAUUCUGGCUUGAGGCUAGCACAAGUUUCUCUUGUUUGGAUGAUGCUCCAGAAAGUGUUCUGGAUGUG
Molecule: messenger RNA, 1070 nt
Organism: Rosa chinensis
Lineage: Eukaryota; Viridiplantae; Streptophyta; Magnoliopsida; Rosales; Rosaceae
Product: alcohol dehydrogenase 2-like
Exons: 4
Coding region: 134-544 (136 amino acids)
Source: RefSeq, a predicted model, not a curated record